AUGGCUCUCAAGUACUCGACAGGAAGGCUCUCCCGGAGCUUGUCCAAGGCGACAACCUCAACGCGCCAUGUCACCUCACCCCUCGUUCUGUCGUCGCCUCAAUUGAGGUCAAUGGCGACAGUUCCGCCUGUCACGCAAAACUCCGUUGGAUCCAAGGGCCCGACGGCCAUGGUUUUCAUGAACAUGGGUGGCCCCUCGACAACAGGCGAAGUGGGCGACUUCUUGAGCCGACUCUUUGCAGAUGGCGAUUUGAUUCCUCUCGGUCGCUUCCAGAACUACCUUGGCCCUUUCAUUUCCAAGCGAAGAACCCCUAAGAUCGAAAAGCAAUACGCCGAAAUAGGUGGUGGCUCUCCGAUUCGCAAAUGGACCGAGUAUCAGAACGCGGAGAUGUGCAAGAUCCUUGACCAAAUUUCGCCCGAGACCGCACCUCACAAGCCGUAUACCGCGUUCCGCUACGCUGACCCGUUGACGGAGGAGAUGUACAACCAGUUGCUGGCAGACGGCUUCGGAAAUGGAAAGGGCGGAAGAGCAGUUGCAUUUACACAAUACCCCCAAUACUCUUGCUCAACAACUGGAAGCAGCAUCAACGAGCUGUGGAAGUGGCGGCAACGGUUGGAAGGCAAGGCAGUGGGAGAGACGAAACCGGGCGACGGUACAAUCUCUUGGAGUGUCAUUGACCGCUGGCCUGUCCACCCUGGCCUGGUCGAGGCAUUUGCGCAAAACAUUGAGGCGAAGCUGUUGGAAUACCCCGAGGAGAGACGCAAGGACGUUGUGCUGCUUUUCUCCGCCCAUAGUUUGCCCAUGUCGGUUGUCAACAGAGGCGAUCCCUACCCCGCUGAAGUUGCUGCGACCGUCUACGCCGUCAUGCAGCGCCUCAAGUUUUCCAACCCCUACCGUCUUUGCUGGCAGUCGCAGGUUGGCCCCUCCGCUUGGCUUGGACCGCAGACCUCCGACUCGGUCGAGAACUACGUUCACAAGGGCCAGAAAGAUCUGGUUUUGAUCCCUAUCGCGUUCACUUCGGACCAUAUUGAAACUUUGUAUGAGUUGGAUCUUGAGGUCAUUGGGGACUCUGGAUCACCAGAAACCGUCAAGCGAGUCGAGAGUUUGAACGGAAGCCCAAUCUUCAUCAAGGCUCUUGCAGACAUUGCCAAGGCUCACCUUGACAGUGGCAUUGCCUGCUCGCACCAGAUGGAGCUCCGCUGCCCUGGUUGCAAGAGCGAGCGGUGCUUGGAAUCGAAGAAGUUCUUUGCCGGACAGCAGACAAAGCUUUCCUCGACGCAAGAGAGAACCCUCGCGCAAUAA
Colletotrichum spaethianum is the source of this 1302-nucleotide messenger RNA. RefSeq names its product ferrochelatase, mitochondrial. Gene Ontology annotation, molecular function: protoporphyrin ferrochelatase activity. Lineage: Eukaryota; Fungi; Ascomycota; Sordariomycetes; Glomerellales; Glomerellaceae. Bases 1 to 1302 code for a protein of 433 amino acids. The record is from RefSeq and is a predicted model, not a curated record. Gene Ontology annotation, biological process: heme biosynthetic process. The transcript has 2 exons.